Messenger RNA from Cryptomeria japonica (Japanese cedar), 2822 nucleotides. Its product is annotated as subtilisin-like protease SBT1.2. Gene Ontology annotation, molecular function: serine-type endopeptidase activity. The record is from RefSeq and is a predicted model, not a curated record. Bases 39 to 2417 code for a protein of 792 amino acids. Gene Ontology annotation, biological process: proteolysis. The transcript has a single exon. NCBI's taxonomy places the organism in Eukaryota, Viridiplantae, Streptophyta, Pinopsida, Cupressales, Cupressaceae.
CCCAAUUAGACAAAGAAAAACACACAGUAACUGUAAAAAUGGCCAUGAAGAUUCCCAAAAAGCUGAGCUACCUUAGCUUAAUGCUUCUAAUAUGGGUAGCUAUGGGCGAGGAAAAAGAAGACGAAGAAGUGAGACCCUAUAUAAUUCACUUCGACCCAGCCAUCAUGGAAGCUGGAAAAUUCUACGAUACAAAGGAAUGGCAUUCAUCAGUCCUAGCUCAGGUCAUAAGGAACUCUGAUCAACCUGGGUCAAGCCGUAUAAUCUACUCUUACAAGAAUGCCAUAAGUGGGUUUUCCGCAAGGCUUAGCAGAAGAGAAAUUUCAGAGCUGCAGAAUCUGGAAGGAUUCAUGGGUGUUUACCCAGAUAGGCUUCAUAAGCUUCAGACGAGUUACUCAUAUAAAUUUCUGGGGCUCAGCUCUCCUCGGGGUAAACUAUGGAGGAAGGCCCAAUUUGGGCUAGGGGCUAUAAUUGGUGUUCUGGACACGGGCAUUUGGCCUGAAAGUCCCAGCUUUAGCGACCAUGGAAUGCCACCAGUGCCCGAAAAAUGGAAAGGGGAUUGUCAAAUUGGGGCAGAUUUUAACCAGACGCACUGUAAUAGGAAGCUGAUUGGCGCCCGGUUUUAUAACAGCGGGCACCAGGCUAAUGCCGUGUUUGGGACACGUCCCGAGUACGAAUCCCCGCGGGAUUCUCAGGGCCAUGGAACUCACACGGCCUCGACAGCUGCUGGGAGAUCGGUUUUCAAUGCCGGGUUGUUUGGUAAUGCUGAUGGAACUGCCCGGGGAAUGGUGCCCGGAGCUCAUUUGGCAAUGUAUAAGGUUUGUUGGGAUGGUGGGUGUUACAGUUCGGAUAUAUUGGCGGGCAUGGAUGCCGCCAUUGCUGAUGGUGUGGAUGUUAUUUCUUUGUCCAUUGGGGGAUUCUCUGUUCCUUUUUAUGAAGACAGUGUGGCCAUUGGGGCCUUUAGGGCGGUGAGUCGGGGAGUUUUUGUGACCUGUGCGGCGGGUAAUAGUGGGCCGUAUGAGUUCUCUGUGUCGAAUGAGGCUCCAUGGAUUAUGACGGUUGGUGCCGGGACUAUGGACCGGGACUUCCCGGCAGUUGUGCGUUUGGCUGACGGGCGGACGUUUUAUGGGGAGUCGCUAUUCCCCGGGAUGAAGAUCAGACCGAGGUUUGUUCCUCUUGUCUAUGCGGCUACGGCUGGGAUUGAGAGGAAUAAAGUUGGAUCUGGGAGUUCAGGAAAUUCGAGCUUUUGUUUUGCUGGGUCGCUUGACCCGGAGGUUGUGAAGGGGAAGUUUGUGGUGUGUGAUCGGGGGACCAGUGCUCGCGCGGAGAAGGGUGAGGUGGUUAGACAGGCGGGUGGAGUGGGGAUGAUUCUGGCGGACUCAGAAAUCAAUGGUGAGGAGACAGCGGCAGAUGUCCAUGUGUUGCCUGCGACACAGGUCGGUUAUGCGGAGGCUGGGAUCAUUAAGAAGUAUAUAAGCACGUCAACGGAUGCUUUUGUGGCGGUUCAGUUUCGGGGGACUGUAUAUGGACGGUCACGAGCUCCGGCAGUUGCGUCGUUUUCAUCGCGGGGUCCAAGUUCGGUGAACCCUGGGGUUCUUAAGCCGGACUUGAUCGCGCCCGGGGUGAAUAUCCUCGCCGCCUGGCCGCUAAACCUCGCGCCAUCUGGCUUGGCAGCGGAUAAGCGCCGGGUCAUGUUCAAUGUCGUCUCGGGGACCUCGAUGGCUUGCCCGCAUGCGUCCGGGAUCGCAGCUUUGAUAAAAAGUGUGCACCCGGAUUGGAGUCCCGCGGCUAUUAAGUCCGCGCUCAUGACCACUGCCGACGUGGUCGAUAACAGAGGUGGGCCCAUCCUCGACAACGCCCGGGCUCAACAACCCGCUGACUUUUUCGCCACAGGUGCCGGGCAUGUGAACCCAGAGAGAGCAGCGGACCCGGGGCUUGUCUAUGAUACCGGUGUCCACGACUAUGUCCGACAUCUUUGCACUUUGGGGUACACCCAAGCUCAGGUCCAGGCCAUCACUAACACCAAUGUCAGGUGUUCGAACCUCACUGAAAAUUAUAGGGGCCUCAAUUACCCAUCUCUGUCGGCGGUCUUCAAUGUGUCUUCUGCUGGUCAGAGAUGGGUAAAGUUGAAGAGAACGGUGACCAACGUUGGGGUUGCUAAAUCCAGAUACUCUGUGCGUGUGACGCCGCCAAAAGGGGUUCGUGUGAUAGUGAAGCCGGCCAAAUUGGGUUUCACUAGACUCAAUCAGAAGAAGAGUUACAGUGUAAAAUUUGUGGACACAAGUAGAAGGGAGAGUACUCUUUCUUCUUUUUAUUCCUUCUCUCAAGGCUCUCUUACGUGGAUUCAUACAGGGAGUUCUCAUAAUAGUUCUGUGACGUACACUGUCCGAAGCCCAUUAACUAUCAUUUGGUCCACAUAGCCAAAUGUAUGUUUCUUUAUACAGGGAGUUCUCAUAAUAGUUCUGUGACGUACACUGUCCGAAGCCCACUAACUAUCAUUUGGUCCACACAGCCAAUGUAUGUUUCUUUAUACAGGGAGUUCUCAUAAUAGUUCUGUGACGUACACUGUCCGAAGCCCAUUAACUAUCAUUUGGUCCACAUAGCCAAUGUAUGUUUCUUUCUUUUCUUUUUAGGUUUUACGGACUCUUUACUAACUCAUCUGUAAUACUCAUGUAUACUUCUUUCUUGUCUAUUGUAAUACAGUAUUGAACAUAUAUAAGCUCGGCCUGUGUUUUCUGUUGGGUAUCUUUGAAUUUCAGAAUAGACCCACAACGAUUUUGAAAUGAAAUUAUUUUGUAUGAAUCAAAGAUAUUUGCUCUCUCUCA